CGAGUCUUCAAGCGCUGAGUUGAAUGUGCUUUCAAUACUUGUUUUGUAAUGCGAGUUACGCUGUGAUCAUGGUGACUGAAGACCAUGGACACUGUGUCAUGUAUUUAGCAAACAGCUUUGCCAAUAAAAGAGACGUCUCUGUGGGCCUGUUGCCUGUAACCAGGAAGUCAAGGCUGAUCAACAGAAGGAAACUUCUCUGUUGUAAGGAUGUGGUUAAGUUGGACUUCAGGAAGAAACGUAUCAUUGUGAGACUGUGCUCUUUAAGGUAGGACGGAAAUAUUCAGAGCUGGGGCAGUUGCUAUGGGCAGGGUCUCUGCUUGCCCUUCCAUUGACCAAGCACCCAGUUGCUAUUGAUGACAGAUGAAGUGCAUUUCUUGAUUUAGUUCCACUUGAAAGGAAUUCAACUUUUCACAUCCUGUUACAUUCCACAACAAAAACAGAGGAAAAAACUGUGAUUCAAAACUGAAAAAAGAAGAAUGAAGAGAAGAGAUAAAAUACUAAUACAGAAGUACUACUUAAAUGUCUUCAAUGGAAUUUUCUUGGCUCUGGGUCUUAUGCUUUUAACAUUUGGCCUGUGGCUUUUAUUUGACAGAAACAAUUUAUUCAGUGUGUUAUUUUCUUCAGGCGAGAACCAACCAGUGGCAUAUAUUUCUUGUAUAUUACUUGGAAUUGGAUCUGUUAUUACUAUGACAUCAGCCAUGGGAUUCCUUGGAAGUGUUAUGGAAAUCAAAUGUCUGCUAGUUACAUCUAUGAGUUUUCAAAUCGUGGUGUUUGUUACCCAGAUGGCAAUAUUGGUGCUGAUAUUCAUGAAGAAAGAAGAGGUCCACAAGCAAUGGAACAACAGAAUUGAUGAAGUUAUUUCUGAAUACGGGAAUGAGAGUCUGACUGAGCGGGAACCUGUGUGGAACAUUCUGAACGCUGUGCAGCACAAUAUGGAAUGCUGUGGAAGAUACAAUGUCACACAGUGGGAAAGGAAUAAAAACAAGGAAAAUAGUACUCAGAUCCCAUGUUCAUGCAUAAAAUCUAGUCUGAAGAAAUGGUUUUGUGAUGUCCCAAGGGAUUCAACAUACAGUAUGGGAUGUGAAGAAUAUUUAAAUACAUGGUUUGAAAACAAUGUUUUGAUCUUAACUGCAAUUACUGUCAGCCUGCUAAUUACACAGAUAUUUUUGAUCAGACUAACCGGUCAGCUGUUUAGAAACAUCAGAAAGAAUAAUAUUUGGCCAAAUGAAUCAUGAACUCUUCUGAGCAUUGCUAUGGUGCAAGAAUUAUGUGAUCCAUGCCUGUGACAGUCAACGAACUAACUUCCACUAAAAUUUGGAUUGGACUCUACAUAUUGCAAUCACUAGCAUAUUAACAUUUGGGCUUUAAUAUGUUUGUUUAUUGUUCUUGGCUAUGCAUAUGGCAGUGUGCUACAAAAUUAUGUGUGUUAAAGUCUGAAGUACAAUGCCAUCUACUAGCUGGUUAAUAAAACUUCUUGAUAAGCUGAAUAUUAGUUUCCUGACUCUCUGGAACAACUUAUUCAGAGUGUUGUAAAAAGUAUUGCAUAGUAUACUGCAUUUUGAAACAGAAGGAACCCUUUACCAUGUUCAGUUGAGAAAUACAUUUACUAAACCUACCUGAUACUUCUUUGGACCGUUACCAUUUCUUCCAGUCCUUCUCUGCUUUGUCCUUGCCUGUUGUGCAAUUUAACUCCAAAAAUUUAACUGAGUCUCAUAUAUUAGACUCAUAUCAGCUCUUUUCUAAGAAGUGUUGUAGACAUCUUUCAUUCUUGCUGAAUGGCUCUUAGCAUGCAUUUAAUCAAAUGGCUUUAGGGGUUUAGGUGGAGUAAGCUUGAAGCUUUAAAACAUUCUUUAUCCUCUGAGCAGUGAGGUGACCUGGAAUGUCUUGAGGAAAACAGAAGAAGGCGUGAUAUUACAAGUGUAGGUAGUAGCAUUGUUAAUUAUUUUUGUGCCUAAAACUUCCCAUUUCAGUAAUCCAUUUUCUGAUGCUUAUAAAUUUGGUAACUUCUUUUUAUUUAGUCUAAAAAAAUUACCAUUUCAAGUGCCUGCCACAGGCUGAAUUUCUUAUUUAGAGAACUUCAAAUAAAAGAAAUGUGUCAAUUCAGAUGUGAACAGCAUGUUUGGAACAGAAUCUGAAUUCCAAACUUGUAUUUUUUGUUCUGCCACCAACAAAAAUCUAAGGAACACAACAAUGAAGUCUCUCAUCCCACUCAGAGGUGCACUUUCAUUAAGAAUGGCAGAUACCUGUUACCUUGAUGUCAUGAUGGCUUAAGAGGUUUUAAUCUUGUUAUUGAUGUAAUUCAGUCUGAGAAUAC
Grus americana (Whooping crane) is the source of this 2314-nucleotide messenger RNA. RefSeq names its product tetraspanin 19 (gene TSPAN19). The coding region runs from base 477 to 1235 and encodes 252 amino acids. NCBI's taxonomy places the organism in Eukaryota, Metazoa, Chordata, Aves, Gruiformes, Gruidae. The record is from RefSeq and is a predicted model, not a curated record. Gene Ontology annotation, cellular component: membrane. The transcript has 10 exons.